AUGGCCAACUCGACAGGCAUCUCCUGGCACCCUGCGAACCACACGCAAUCUACAUGCGACCCAUCAACAUUUUCUGAAUCCACAAACACUGAUCCCGCAAAAUGGAAAGAAUGUGCAAGCCUCUACAGCUCCUGGACCUCAGAAAACGGCACCUUCAGACUCGGCGACUUGGAUGCUACCGGAUUCACGCCAAUUCUGCAGACGACAGACUGUACGCUUGGAGUCAAGCCGGCCGAUCCUUGCCUGGGACCUUUCACUAUUGGCGACAGGGACAUCAAAACGCUCUUGGAAACGAGUCUCAAGGAGUUUUCUAAGGGUACAAGCUUGGGAGUUACCGGCAAUGUCAAGUGUGCCACUGCAGUAGGCAGCAAGGGAGAUGUAAACUGGCGGAUUUCAAAGUCAUAG
This is a messenger RNA of Metarhizium brunneum ARSEF 3297, 405 nucleotides long. RefSeq lists its product as uncharacterized. The record is from RefSeq and is a predicted model, not a curated record. Lineage: Eukaryota; Fungi; Ascomycota; Sordariomycetes; Hypocreales; Clavicipitaceae.